Molecule: messenger RNA, 2612 nt
Organism: Eleginops maclovinus (Patagonian blennie)
Lineage: Eukaryota; Metazoa; Chordata; Actinopteri; Perciformes; Eleginopidae
Gene: mpp4b
Product: MAGUK p55 scaffold protein 4b
Exons: 20
Coding region: 253-2106 (617 amino acids)
Cellular component (GO): plasma membrane; adherens junction
Molecular function (GO): protein binding
Source: RefSeq, a predicted model, not a curated record
AUCGGGAGAGAUUACAGCCCUCCCUCUCUCUGCCUCUCAUUCCCUGCAGCUCGAUGAAAGUAUAGUCCAGUCUCCGGGGGAAUCAUUUCCCAGCAUAUAUACAUUUUCCUGCACCGGAAUUGCUGCUAUAAACUUGCAGGAGCUGGAGGAUAAAAGCUUGGGCAUCCCUGAGAAUUCAGACAUAAAGGUUUUUCUGCGCCUCCUAAGCAGUCAGCAGGUGGUUGUGGGUCAAAGGUUGGGGGUCCAGUGACCAUGAGGCAGGCUGUGGAGGCUCAGGUGUUAAACCCCCACUGUGAGCUAGGAGAACACGGCCUGCGUCAGAUCCUGACGGAUGUGAUCGAGGAGGUGAGGAAGUCUGUGAAUCACGACAUCGAUGGAGCGGAGAUCCUCCACAGUCUGAAAGCCCCCUGGCUGCUAUCGCUGAUCAAGGUUUAUGAGUGUCUCCAAACGUUCCUGAGGGAUUCCCCAGCUCCGGCUCUGGACUACGCGUCAGGACUCUCCCUCCAGCUGCUGAUUGACAUCAGAUCAUUGCCGGGCUGCUCUGAAGAAGCCAAAGAGCUGUACCGCCUCCUGAGACAGCCUCACCUGCAGGCUCUUCUCUCGGCUCAUGACACUGUGGCCCAGAAGGACUAUGAGCCGGUGCUGCCUCCGAUGCCGGACGAGCUGCCGGAGGAAGAGGAGGCCACCAGGAUCGUCUGCCUGGUGAAGAACAAGCAGCCUCUGGGAGCGACUAUAAAGAGAAACGAGAACACGGGGCAGAUCUUUGUUGCCCGGGUGAUUCAUGGAGGCCUGGCUGAUCGCAGUGGGUUGCUGCAUGCAGGGGACAGGAUCAUAGAGGUGAACGGUUUUCCUGUGGAUGGGAUGGAGCCAGAGCAAGUCAUCCAAGUUGUGCAAGUGAGGGCGCAGGGCACCAUCGUGUUUAAAGUGGUGCCCAUCACUGAGAGGCCGGUCCACAACCAGACCAUGCUCUACGUGCGGGCGAUGGUGGACUACAGCCCGGAGCAGGACUCGGCCAUCCCCUGCGCAGAUGCCGGGAUGAGCUUCAAGAAGGGAGACAUGCUGGAGGUGGUGGACCAGACGGACGCCCUCUGGUGGCAGGCCAAGAAACUGCCCGGCAGCUCCGCCUGCGCCGGGCUCAUCCCCUCCACCAACCUGCUCAAACGGAAGCAGAGGGAGUUCUGGUGGUCUCAGCCUUAUCAGCCAAACGCCUGCAUACACACCUUGAGCCCUGUAGAGGAAGAGGAAGACAUGAUGGCCAUCGAUGACAAAUGUGUAGAAGCAGAGGAGGAUGAUUUCAGCAGCAGCGCUGAAGGGCUUUUCUUAGUGGGCUUCAGGCGCAGCAUGCGUCUGUGUCGGCGGCGCAGUCACAGCACCGCCUCCUCUUCCUGCCACCCCCGCUGUCCCAACAGCUGCUGCAGCGCACUCAGUAGCCCGUACGAGGAGGUGGUGCGCUACCAACGCCACCCGCAGGACGCACACCGCCUCAUCGCACUGUUAGGUCCGUCUGGUGUGGGUGUGAAUGAACUUCGGAGGCGCUUGAUUGAAAUCAACCCGAACAUCUUCCAGGGAGCGGUACCUCACACCACACGAGCACCCAGAGGAUACGAAGAGUCUGGCAGAGAAUAUCAUUUCAUCAGCCGAGCAGUCUUCGACAACAUGAUUCAGAACAACAGGUUUCUGGAGUACGGCGAGUACAAAGGCAGUCUGUACGGCACCAGCGUGGAUUCUGUGAGGGAAGUCUUAAACAGCGGGAGGAUCUGCGUCAUGGACAUCGAGCCAAAUGCUAUCCCGGCAGUGAGGACCCACGAGCUGAAGGCCUACGUCAUCUACGUGAAGCCUCCCAAGGACGAGCGCCUCAAGGAGACCAGACGGGGGGCGCACAUCACCACCAACUACUACGUCAACCGGCCGUUCAAAGAUGAAGACUUCCAGGAGAUUGAAGAGUCCGCCCGUAAGAUCGAGUCCCAGUUCUGCCAGUUCUUUGACCACGUGAUCGUCAACGACGAGCUGCAGGACUCGUGCGUCCAGAUGCUGACCGCGGUGAGGAAGGCGCAGGACGAGCCACAGUGGGUCCCUGCCAACUGGAUACGAGCCACCAGCACGUAAGAGUGGACAGAAGCGGAGACAAGUGGGACCAGAGAAACGUGAACACCGAUUAUCAUGGCAACAAUUUUACGGAGAGUGGGGCGAUCGAAAUAAAUGAAUUUAAAUCUAAAAGCAACAGAGAUGACCGAUUUCUGAAGUGAGCAGAGGAUCAAGGCCCGUGUCUUUUAUCACCAUGGUGAUUCUUAUUACAGGCAGCAUAGGCCUACUUGCCCUUCUCUUCACUCUUUUACACAAACCCGCGAAAAUAUGUGAUUUGAUGUUUACUACUAAGCAACUGGUUUUGUUGUUUAUUGUGUUUUUCUUUUUAAAUGUGUGUCAUCUUUUGGCUUUUGCUCAAAUGUGUCAAGAAAACUUUCAUUAAACAUAACCAGAAAAGCUGUUUGGAACAGCACAUACACUGGUGUGACGUUAUUUAAUCAAACUGAUAUGAAAAUAUAAAAGCAAAAGCAAUGAUGUUGUAUUAUUUGUCCCUAUUUGUUUCAUUAAUAAACCACGUAUGAUAGUAA